AUGGGGGUCGAGGUCACGGAACACAAACGCCAAAUGCUGCUGCACUCGAUUGCAGAUUUGGCACGCUCCAGAUUAAACAUGAAUGCAGGCAACACUUUACGUGCAACAUCGACGUCUGCUCUUGAGACGAUUACUGGAGGUGACGCUGCUGUCCUUUCUGCUAGCUCAUCAAUGUUGCCAAUGUCACGUACCGUGCAAAGUAGCGCAACAGAGAUACCCGAGGAAUUGGCAUUGCUGCAAAAUGCUUGUUUAAGAAUAUCUCAGUCAUCUCCGCGCCUUGUUGGCACUUCAGUAGUCGAAACAGAAGUCGAAGCUGAACAAGUUGAAGAAAAAUGUGAUAAAAACAGCCGUUUUCCUAGCAGGAUUGAGCAUGCGUCAUCACGAUGUACAACAACUGCCUCAGAGGCUUCGAAUGAUCAUACAAGUGACGAGUCAAUUAUGUACGCAUUAGCACUGCUUCGCAAAUUCCAUCAGCUUGCAUGCGACAGUGAGCAUGGCGAGGCUGCGGUGCAACGUGUAGAGCUUGACCAGAUUUUGUAUGGUUUUUCACGUGCACUUGAAACCGUGACCUCAACAUGGGAUGAACGAAGUGUUGAAAACACAAUGCAGAAGUUGUUUGAUACUCACUCGAACGUGUUCGACGAAAGCAUGCAACAUUUUUUCAUUCAAAACUUCUUGCAUGAAUCGGAAAGUGUAAAAACCUUUCGUGGUGCGCUGCGUCGGACGAGCAUGUUGCGACGCUGUCUGCUAGCAAUGUAUCAGUCGGAUCAUCUAGAUGGUGAAAACGGUAGCAACAGCGGUGAUAAAGAGACUGUUGCGCAACGGUGGAGCAUAGCAGUAGCACGUGUUAUGAAGCAAAAAGAAGAGCAGCGGCGUCGUUGUUCUCUCGAGGUUUGCCCCGAAAUCACAAAUCCAUCCGUUGUUCUUGCUGUGCAGAGCGAAAUCGCCAAAAUUGAUACUUGGAAUUUUGAUGUCUUUGCGAUUGCGACAGCAGUUCCUGGUCAACCAUUGUGCAUCAUUGCAAAUGCGCUAUUAGAGCAGUACGAAAUUUGUUGUCAUUUUCGAACAACUAAAACGUGCGUUCAAUCGUUUUUACGACAUGUCGAGCGCAGGUACCAUGCACACCCGUAUCACAAUUCCGAACACGCUGCUGACGUGACACAAACUUUACACCACUUUCUGUCUGUCGGAAACUUCGGCAGCUUAUUUACCGACCGCAUCAAGUGCACGGCUCUUUUGGCAGCAAUCAUACACGACGUUGGUCAUACAAGCUAUAGCAAUAACUUCCACAUUACAGUAAACGACGACUUGGCUGUCCAAUAUGUGUAUCGUUCACCUCUAGAGCACAUGCAUUGUGCAUUGGCCUUUCAGUUACUAAAGGAACCACAAUGCAAUAUCCUUCAAGGUCUCACAAAGGUCGAACAGCACGAGGUUCGCAGUUUGAUCACUGACAUGGUCCUAGCUACGGACAAUAGCGUACAUUCCGCGUUUUUAGGCAAACUUGAUAUUCUCGUGCGAAGAGCAACAGAAGAAGGUUGGAAAGUUGCUGAUCCGGAUGAUGAUCGUCUGGUCUUGCAAAUGAUUCUGCACGCUGCGGAUGUAUCCAAUCCGUCUAAGUCGCUGCGCAUAUAUCUCAAUUGGACGGAGCGGAUUAAGGAAGAAUUUUACCAGCAGGGCGACAAAGAACGCGAGCUGCUGCUUCCCGUAAGCAUAGGCUACGAUCGAGAGCAGCCAAUUCCACUCGAAAAGAUGCAGGCGGGCUUUAUCAUUGGCAUAGUAAGGCCACUCUUUUUAACUCUGAGCCACCUGCCUUGUGCACGCCUAAACCAUUGCGUGGAGCAGCUGGACGCCAAUCUUAUGUAUUGGCAGGAUGAAAUAAAUCGCAACAAGCCACAAGUAUCGCUUCUUAAACCUGCAAUCUCUAUGAACAAAGACGUAGACGCAGGCACUUCUCUACUCGUUGCUGUUGACAGCGCGUAG
Plasmopara halstedii is the source of this 1980-nucleotide messenger RNA. RefSeq names its product Cyclic nucleotide phosphodiesterase. The transcript has 7 exons. Gene Ontology annotation, molecular function: 3',5'-cyclic-nucleotide phosphodiesterase activity. The record is from RefSeq and is a predicted model, not a curated record. The coding region runs from base 1 to 1980 and encodes 659 amino acids. Gene Ontology annotation, biological process: signal transduction. NCBI's taxonomy places the organism in Eukaryota, Oomycota, Peronosporomycetes, Peronosporales, Peronosporaceae.